AUGGCUCCAAUCAGAGUCCUGCAGGUGAAUAUAAAGAUCACAAAGGAAAAAAAAGAGACAAUUUUUGGAUCAGCAUGCCUUCUAUAUCAUGAUCCAGAACAAACAGUACAUAAGGAGAAGGAACCACUUACACGAAAUCAGCGAAUAAAACGAAUUACCAACACAGCCAUAACUAAGGUAAUGGUAGCCAGACGUACUUAUGAAAAAAUGUGGGGGUUUAAAGUCAGACAUAUUGGAUAUUGGAUUUAUAUCAUCGUGGUAAAACCAACAAAUACAUAUGCAUCAGUGGUGUGGUGGACAAAGGUGCAACAAAAAAGGGCCAUCCUCAAACUAAGUAAGGUAUACUGCAUAGUUCAAGAAACGGGGGAAUCAGCAUCGAAUCUCAGAGAAAAGCUUCUAGAAAUGGACCGAGAAAUAAACGAAAUAAACAUGAAACUGAAAGGUGUCUCUGAGCAAUACAAGACCAAAUCAAAACUUAUUUCGGACGCUAAAGGAAAAAUCAGUCUUAGUUCUGCUUUGCACCAAAAGGCAAAUAUAGAACAACAAACGGAAGAAAUUAAAAAUAAACUAAACCAGUACAGCGGCAAGGAAUUGGUUUGUCCACAAAAAAAGAGUCAAGUAUUAAAGGAAUAUGAGAAAUACUUAAAAGAGACUAAGAAGAGGAGACGCAUAGGUAUGGAUAUGCUAAAUGCCAUUUUGGAAAACUAUCCAAAAACGAAAAAACAUUUAUUUGAAGAUAUAGGAAUCGAAACUGAUGAUGAUGUUGGUUUUUCUUUAGAGAGACUCGCUAAAAUUCAAAGAUUAAGAUGGCUCGGACAUAUAGCAAGAAUGGAGGAAGGAAGAGUUUCCAAUGAAUUAAUAAACACGGAGGCUGGUACGAAAAGAAAAAGAGGCCGCCCCCGAAGAAAAUGGCUGGAGUCGGCAAAAGAAGAUCUGAAGUCGCUGCGGGUACAAGAUUGGAAAAACUUAGCACAAGAUAGAAAGAAAUGA
This is a messenger RNA of Diabrotica balteata, 990 nucleotides long. Lineage: Eukaryota; Metazoa; Arthropoda; Insecta; Coleoptera; Chrysomelidae. The record is from the annotation of a GenBank genome assembly.